GACGUCUUCUUUUUACUCCACAAAGAUGUAAGAAUAGAACAAAUUGAAGCCCGACCUGCAUGUCAAUAGAAUCCCUCGUCAUUUUGUUUGGUUAUUGUCUUGUGCAUGGUUAGCGUACUUUUAGCUUCGGAAUUCUGGAACUAGAAUGCGGGGAACUUCUGUCAAAUUGACAUUUCUAUUCCCCGGAUGGAUGGCUUCCGCGGAAGUGUCAGAUCGACAAAGGCAUACGCAGAUGGUGAUCCAGUUUCCUUCAUGCUUUCAUUGCCGGCUUGGCGAAAAGAUCUCCAUUGUAUGCACUUUUAUGGUAUACGUCAUCUGCCUUGCGUACCUUCUCCGUGGAGUCCUAGAUUCAAUUCAUCAAAGAGCCAGUUACGGAGCUAAUGCCAUCUUCAUUUCAUCGUUUCAGCUACUCGUUUGAAGGGUUUACGGGAAAGUUGAGGUUGCCAUGA
Messenger RNA from Meira miltonrushii, 449 nucleotides. RefSeq lists its product as uncharacterized. The coding region runs from base 146 to 418 and encodes 90 amino acids. The record is from RefSeq and is a predicted model, not a curated record. NCBI's taxonomy places the organism in Eukaryota, Fungi, Basidiomycota, Exobasidiomycetes, Exobasidiales, Brachybasidiaceae. The transcript has a single exon.